Penicillium samsonianum is the source of this 702-nucleotide messenger RNA. Its product is annotated as GNAT family N-acetyltransferase. The transcript has a single exon. The coding region runs from base 1 to 702 and encodes 233 amino acids. Lineage: Eukaryota; Fungi; Ascomycota; Eurotiomycetes; Eurotiales; Aspergillaceae. Gene Ontology annotation, molecular function: acyltransferase activity, transferring groups other than amino-acyl groups. The record is from RefSeq and is a predicted model, not a curated record.
AUGGCAUCAACCCAAGCCAUACAGGGACUGUCCAAGUCUAGCCGGCUCGUCUACCGAGCCCCAGAGAACUCUGAAGAGGAAAUUGCAUUUCUCCACGAUUUCAUCAACGACCCUACAAUCCAAACACUGAGCACUGCACGUCUCCCGCGCCCGCAUCACAAAGGUUCCGCAGGGGAGUUCAUCAAAGUACUCCAAGACAACCUUCUAGGAGUGUUUAUAUGUCUUCCUGCUCAGAAUUCCCCCGAAGCAGAAACAAACCCCUCAACUGAGACCCAGACCUUGGAUCGGCCUGCUCAAAAUUCCAAGCCAGUCCCAAUUGGCCACUUGAGCCUUUUCAGCGUGGCUGGACCAACUCAAGCUCAUCAUCGCAAUGCGACGAUAGGAAUCUCACUUGCGGACGGGUUCCGGGGGAAAGGAUACGGCGGAGAAGCUAUCAACUGGGCACUGGACUGGGCAUUUCAGCAUGCUGGACUGCACAGAGUCUCUAUAGGGGCACUUUCGUUCAACCACAAUGCAUUGAAGCUUUACAGAAAGCUUGGAUUUGUGGAUGAAGGUCGCGAACGUGAGUCUGUAUACUAUCGUCGCGCUUGGCAUGAUGGUAUCAACUUGUCCAUGCUAGAGCAUGAGUGGGAGGUUUUGAGAGGAAUAGCGCCGGGUCAAUCAGGCCCCACUCCCCCUCCCACUGAAACAUCUGAUCAAUGA